This is a messenger RNA of Pundamilia nyererei, 2523 nucleotides long. It is a transcript of the gene haus7, whose product is annotated as HAUS augmin-like complex, subunit 7. The record is from RefSeq and is a predicted model, not a curated record. Gene Ontology annotation, biological process: spindle assembly; microtubule organizing center organization. The transcript is spliced from 9 exons. The coding region runs from base 1 to 1728 and encodes 575 amino acids. Gene Ontology annotation, molecular function: microtubule minus-end binding. Lineage: Eukaryota; Metazoa; Chordata; Actinopteri; Cichliformes; Cichlidae. Gene Ontology annotation, cellular component: HAUS complex.
AUGGCCAAAAAAGAGGCAAAAAGAAAGGAAGGACUGAUAAUGGACUUGGAGCCAGAUAAAACCUUUGCAAGCUUAUGCAAACCUCUCCCUCAGACCCCUCUAAAGAGCCCCAACCCAAAGAAGAGCCGCAUCGAAGUGCACAAGGUAAGAGAGGAAGCUGUAUCCAAUGCUGACAUCUUGAAAGCUAUUAAUGGGCUGAAUGACAGAUUCUCCAAAUUCGAACAAAUGGUGAACAAAAACACGGCGGAGAUUAUUGCCGUGCGGGAUCAAGUGAAAGGUCUUGAAAUACAAAGCAAAGAGACAGAGGUUACUGUGAAGAAGCUGAAAGAUCACAUUGCUGCACUUCAAGAGAAACAAGAGGAGACGGAGAGAUAUAGUCGGCGGUGGAACCUGCGUUUGCUGAAUCUUCCAGAGCAUAGUAAUGAAGAUAUAAGAAAAGAGGUGAUGGAUAUAAUCGCCCUGAUCAUCCCAGAGGAAAAGAACAAAUUCGAGUUCAUGAUAGAUACUGUUCACAGAGUUGGUCGAACAAGAGAUGAAAACCGCUCACGCCCCAUCAUCAUACAGUUCACCAUGCGCACCUUCCGACACAAAGUGUGGAGAGCUUCCCUCAACUCUGAUGUGAUGAAGAAGAAGAAUCUCAGGUUGGCUGAAGAUCUCACCUACAUGGAGAGACAGUGCAGAAAUAAACUGUGGCCAACUGUCAAACAAGCCCGUGACGAGGGAAAGAAGACCAAAUGGAUUGGUCCUGUGGCCAUCAUUGAUGGUGUGUGUGUGUGUGUGUGUGUUGAGGCUGCGUCCUGCCCCUUGGUUGAAGGUCUGUACCUGCAGGAAGCAGACAGUAUGCUGCAGCUGCUGUGCGCCCCCUCACAGCACCGCACGGACAUACUAGCGUGGAUCUGCAGCAGUAUCAGCCCAAGCUUCACCAGUUCAAAGCCGAUGUCAGUGAGAUCCAAGGAGCCUGAUGUUCUGACUAAAGAUAUGGCUGUUCUUGGGCAGGAACUUUUGCUAUGCCGAGCAUCUGAUGUGGACCUGAUUAGGGGUGAUGCAAGUCCGCGGCGGCAACUUCAGUUUCUGGAGCAGCUUUUAGCUUUCGUCCCAGGCUGCGUUAAGUCUGCUGUGCACACAGCUGAUGGAGAGCUGCUGCUGAAGGAGUUCUUUGGUGCUGAGAAUCUGCCGCACCUCACACAGACGCUCAGUCCUGCAUUUGACCCUUGGCCUACACACAUCAAGGCUCUGUGGAAGAACACAAAGUCAUCUUAUAAGCCAAACAGAGAAGAAAAUGGAGAUAUUGUUGCCCUUCUACAGGCGACGCAAUCAGCACUGGAGCAGCUGCAGUCAAAGUGUGUAUUCUUGAACAGCGAGGCCCAGAGUCCUCCCGCCUUCUCUCCAAGCUCACUGCGUGUAGCAGCGUCUGACCUCCAGCAACUGAUGGCCACCUUCAGCCAUGUUUAUGAGACAGACCUGAGAGUUUACUGCAGCAGAGACCCCCCCAGCUUCAGCUCAGAGACAGAAGUCUUCCAGAGGGUCCAACAGCUGCUGCUGGCCUGCAACACGGAGCUGGAAAUGCUGAAGGAAGUGUCAGAAGCUUCUGAGUCGGUGAGCGAGGAGGUGAAGCAGCUUCAAACGCAGCCUCGCUACUGGAGCCGAGGAGAGAAGCACACGUUACCUGAUCAACUGGAGAAGGUUAUCGGGCGAAUUGGAGGCUUUCUGUCUCAGCUUAGUUCAUAACGUCAUUCAGAGGGAUGCACUCAUCAGAUUCACUGAGGCUCUGGUGGUGUUAAGACGGAGACAACACAGCUUGGACGUGUUUCACAGAGGUGUAAGGGACAGACGUGUAAGGGACAGACGUGUGUGUGGUCACUGCAGUCAGACACCCUGUUUAAUCUGAGCAUGACUGACAUGUUGUGUGAAACAGAAAGUGUCACUGUUGGUGAGUCGAGAGUUUUUACAUCGUUUUUUUGGAGAAAUCAGUGAUGACAUUAAACAUGUUGCUAUGCUUCUUUGUUUCAUGAUGAUUACUGAAACUGACCAUUUUACACUCAGUGGUCACAUCACAUCUCACUGCAGCCGUGCUGGGAAGUACUCCAGACCAGAGUGGGAAGAGAGUAUGUUCCCUACAGUUGGGGUGAAGGAAGCGCCAUGCGUCGCAAAGACCAAAAUCACUCAUGUACUGUCUGAUUAUUAGGAUUCAACUUCGUCAUUACACAUGUAUAAAUACAGGGUAACAAAGUACAGUAUAAAUACAGAAUAACUGGUGGACAGUCGAGUUCCUGCUGUAUUGAGCUUGUUCACGUCUUCAUUAGUCCAAAGCUGAAGUCGCCCCAGAGAACAAGGGCACAGUCUAGGUGCUCGGAGAGUAACAAACAUGGAAGAAUGAGGGGUCAUCAGUAUCUGGGUCAUAUAUACUGCUAUUCAAUUAGAAAUCUACUCUCCUAAUCUGUAACUGAGUACUGUGAAAUUCACAUUUAUUCUAUAUUUUGUUAAACACUCGACUACAUGUUAAGAAAGCAGAAAUGAAAACAU